AUGCCUUUAAAAAUCAAAUUCUCAAGGCGGCCAGACCCCCCCGAAGAACCAACACCUGUACCUGCACCUCCACCUCCACCUGCGCCUGCGCCUGUGACUGCGACUGCGACUGCGACUGCGCCUGCGCCUGCGCCAGUCUCCGAAACUCCCCAAGCUCCGCGCAAGAUCACACUCAAGAUCGCACGAAAAUCACAACCCGAGACUGAAGAGAAACCCAAGAAGAAGAAAUCAAAGAAGCGACCGGCUGACAGUGCCCUGCCCGACCUUGAGCCCGAGCCCGAACCCGCGACGAGCCAAGUCCCCAAGCGGAUAAAGCUGAUCCCAUCCAAGAAGCCUGCCUUACAAUCAAUCCGCAUCAAAAACAAGGGGGUCGUUGUCAACCGACCAGUGGGCGUAGGCUAUGACUCGGAAGCCUCGGAUACCGAAAAUGACCCUGCCAUCGAAGAACAAUUCAUCUUACGAAUGCUCCCAGGCGAAGACUGCGAACUUUUAAAGAAAAUAAUCAAUGAUAAAUCAUUCAAAGGGCAUCAGUUAGGGAUCAAGGCUCUCACACGUGAAGGCCGGCGUGCCAUUGUGAGCGUUCGGGACCAUCAAUAUGCAGCAGCUCUGGUGGAUCUACCCUGCAUCGUCGAGGGCAUGAAAAGUUGGGACCGACGAGGUUGGUACAAGUCGGCAGAUAUCUGCCAAAUGCUCUUGGUGCUGGGACGCGUCAACAGUGACCAGGAAGCUAUGGAAUAUCCACUUCCCCCGGACGUUGACUGCCCCGAUGAAAAGACACUUCAAUACCCACAUGGUCUCGCACCACCUCUCCGCUGGGUUCGCAAGCGACGAUUCCGCGACCGCGUCAGCACGCGCACAAUUGAACAAGUUGAAAAGGCCGUGGAAGAACUCAUGGCAAAGGACGAAACUUCGAUUUUCCCUCCCAAAUUUGAGUUGGUGGACAGCGCAUCUCUGAAUCGCGUCGAAGGCUUGGUGCAAUCCGGAGCCUACGAGGAUGAAUACGACGAUGAGCAGGACGCAUACGGCGAAGCGGAAGAGGAGAUGGAUGACUUCGAGGACGCCCUUGCUGCUGAGAUGGAAGCCGCAUUGGCUGCCGGCGACGAUGAGGCACCGGGGGCAGGACCAGAGCAGGCCGACACUCCAUCUAUGCAGCCUUUCACACCAGCUGGAGGCCCUACCGAACGCGGAGACACCUCUGCCGAUGAGAGCAACAUAUCCGACGAGGAUGAAGAAGAUGAGCUGGAUGACGAUCAGAUCGAGCAGCAACAACAGCUCCAACAACAGCGCGAGGAAGUUGCCGAGCUAGAAGCUCUUAUCCGCACUGAAACGGCACAGUGGGAGAAGGUGCAGAAUCACAUCCUGCGCAACAAGAUGGGCCGACGUAUCCAAGAACUGAAGAAGGACCUGCAACUGAAGAAAGUGUCUAUGGGCAUGCCCGCCGGGGACGAUAUCUAA
Messenger RNA from Penicillium griseofulvum, 1455 nucleotides. RefSeq names its product transcription initiation factor TFIID subunit 7 family protein. Gene Ontology annotation, cellular component: transcription factor TFIID complex. Gene Ontology annotation, biological process: transcription initiation at RNA polymerase II promoter; RNA polymerase II preinitiation complex assembly. Lineage: Eukaryota; Fungi; Ascomycota; Eurotiomycetes; Eurotiales; Aspergillaceae. The record is from RefSeq and is a predicted model, not a curated record. The transcript has a single exon. Gene Ontology annotation, molecular function: RNA polymerase II general transcription initiation factor activity. Bases 1 to 1455 code for a protein of 484 amino acids.